AUGGAGAAAACAGAAGAGCAGAAUUCUAAAGUAGAUGAUGAUACUGAAAACCCAACCGUGAAAAGAAAAGUGAGUAAACCCAGUAAGAAACUGGACAAAGCUAAAGAAUAUAAUGGUUCGAAAUCCUCACAGAGCUACAGAGUCGUGGGGAGUGUGGAAGUUCCAGAAGGAGAGAACGUGAGUAAUCAAGAGGAUGAACCAGCCAAAGAAAUCCAAGAGGAAACAAGCCACCAGAGGUCAAGGAAUAAAGAGAAUGUUCUGACUGCCUCCAGAGAAGACAAUUCGCUGGACGAAGGAGCUGUCCUUAGCUUGGCUGCCGACUUCUCAGCAGCGACACUGGACAUCAGUAAGCAGUGGGCGAGCAUCUUCAACAUUCUGAGAGAGAACAGUCUAGAACCUGAGGUGCUGUGCACGGUUAAAUUAGCAUUUAAAUGUGAUGGGGAAGUAAAGACCUUUUCAGACCUUCAAAGCCUCAGAAAAUUUAUCAGCAAAAAGUCUUUCCUGAGAGAAUUACUGAAAGAUGUGUUUCCACAAAAUGAAGCAACAAAUCAAGGAAGAAUUUGGAUUCAAGAAAGACUGGGUAAAACUCUAGGAGACACAAAGCAUGAAAUUAGAGGAACAGCAAGUGAUGGUCUGAGCUUCCUGUUCAUCAAAGAGCAUGACUUUGAGGAAAUAAGUUUAAUUGGUUUAGUAAUAGAUUCUGAGUCAGAAGAAGAAGUAAAAAUAAAGACUAAGAAAAAGAAGACCUUAUUUGGACUUAAAGAAAUUUCUUUCAGUUACUUGGUUUGGGAUUCUGAGAAGAAAAAGCUGGUGAAGUGCCAGGAGGAAGAAGGAACUACUAUUCCCCAAAGUCAAAGAGUUGCAACACCCUGUUUAACCUUGUACUUGGCCCCACCAUCAGAAUCACUAGAGAUAACUAAUGGUGAUCCUAAAUGGCAUUCAUGUGCGAAUCUGAGUCCUCCCUCACAAGUUACCUCACUUUUAAAGAACAUACAGAAAAGGAGACCCAGAACGCCACAAAUAGAGGAGCUAACAGCCAAGGAAGCAGCCUUAAUCCAGGAAACCGAUGAAAACUUUAGAAGUGUGAUCAGUAUGUUUAGAGAGUUGAAAGGGGAGAUUGAAUAUGUAAAGAAAUGGUACGGUAAGGAAGUCUUAGAGAUUAAGAAUUCAGUGGAUGAUCUGAAUAGUUUAGCUUGCAUGAUUGAAGGGAGAGUGAAUGAUCAAGAAAAUGUAGUGGAAGGAUUGACUAAGGAUACAGCUCAAUUGGCCAAGGAGAUAACUGAUAAAGAACGGCUAAGAGAUAAAGAAGACAGGUUGCGAAGCUCCAAUAUCAGAGUGAUAGGAAUCCCAGAAAAAGAUGACAAAGAGAAUGGAGCAGAGGACAUAAUUAAAGAAAUAAUUGAAGAAAACUUUCCAGAGUUUAAAGACCUGAGUCUUGAGAUUCUCAGUGCUCAUCGAAUACCCAGUACAGUUGAUGAAUACCAACUCACUCCUAGACACGUGUUGGUGAGGUUUUGUGAUUCUAGUGAUAAGCAGAAAAUCCUAAGAGCUUCUAGAGAGAGAGAAGAAAUAACCUACAGAGGAACAAGAAUCCGAAUGACAGCUGACUUAUCACCAGGCACCAUAGAUGCUAGAAGUCGGUGGGCCAGAAUCAUAGAAGUUCUGCAGAAAGAAGGCUUUCAACCAAGAAUCCUUUAUCCAGCCAAAUUGGCGUUCAAUUUUAAGGGCAAAACCAAGGUAUUUUUUGAUAUUGAAGAAUUCAAGAAGUUUGUUUCUGAUAUACCCUCUUUGAAAGAAUUGUUGGACAAUAUACUUUAG
Messenger RNA from Nannospalax galili (Upper Galilee mountains blind mole rat), 1818 nucleotides. RefSeq names its product LINE-1 type transposase domain-containing protein 1. Gene Ontology annotation, cellular component: ribonucleoprotein complex. Lineage: Eukaryota; Metazoa; Chordata; Mammalia; Rodentia; Spalacidae. Gene Ontology annotation, molecular function: single-stranded RNA binding. Gene Ontology annotation, biological process: retrotransposition. The record is from RefSeq and is a predicted model, not a curated record. Bases 1 to 1818 code for a protein of 605 amino acids. The transcript is spliced from 3 exons.